This is a messenger RNA of Rana temporaria (common frog), 2262 nucleotides long. It is a transcript of the gene NMUR1, whose product is annotated as neuromedin U receptor 1. Gene Ontology annotation, molecular function: neuromedin U receptor activity. Gene Ontology annotation, cellular component: plasma membrane. Gene Ontology annotation, biological process: G protein-coupled receptor signaling pathway. Lineage: Eukaryota; Metazoa; Chordata; Amphibia; Anura; Ranidae. The coding region runs from base 293 to 1579 and encodes 428 amino acids. The record is from RefSeq and is a predicted model, not a curated record. The transcript has 4 exons.
UCUGUGUACGAUGUGGACACACUCAUCCAGCUGUGUAUAGCUUGAGGUGUAGUCACAUUGAAUGAAGCACGUGAAGAACAUUAAGGAAUCAUUCAUGACUACUAGCUCAGGUAGAUCACAUUAUAUCAACUAUCAAGCUGUCAUUGAUAUGUUGGUUAAGGGUUGAUAGAAAGUUGUGCUGCAGGGUCAUCAACAUCCAAAAGUAACUAGAGAAAUCAGCAAUAUAAGAAAAACGGAACAGAAGACGGGAAGAUCAAGAGGUUUGCCUUCAUUUCCUAUACUGUGCUAAAAGAUGGCCGCAAGCAAUUACUCUAAUUUUGAACUUCCUCAGCAUCACAAAGAUGUUCCUCGCAGCCUUGAUAACAUUGAUAGCUACAACCAAACUGUAAUAAACCACAGUAUGGGAUUUUGUGACAUAAACCCAUCGGAAUGUAAUCUGACAUUGGAGGAACUGCUCUUCAAGUACCUGGGACCCCGUAGAUCCAACUAUUUCACUCCAAUUUGCAUAAUAUACCUGAUUAUCUUUACAGUUGGUGCCGUUGGAAAUACUUUGACUUGUAUUGUGAUUAUCAAACACAAGAUUAUGAGAACUCCUACAAAUUACUACCUUUUCAGUCUUGCCAUCUCAGAUUUGUUGGUUCUACUUUUGGGAAUGCCUUUGGAACUUUACGAACUCUGGAGUAAUUACCCGUUUCUUUUUGGGAAAGGUGGAUGCUCAUUCAAAACUCUGCUAUUUGAGACAGUUUGCUUUGCGUCCAUCCUGAAUGUGACGGCACUCAGUGUGGAAAGGUAUAUAGCGGUGGUUCAUCCUCUUCGUGCUAAGUAUGUUGUGACAAGGAACCAUGCCAAGAGAGUCAUUGUCUCUGUCUGGGUUUUGUCUAUUCUGUGCUCUGUACCCAACGCCAGCCUUAUUGGCAUUCACAACCUGUAUAUAAUUGGUUAUGGAACAAUACCUAAUUCUGCCAUAUGCACUUUGGUUCGUCCUAGGUGGAUUUACAAUCUUGUUAUUCAGAUUACCACCAUUUUUUUCUUUUUCCUACCAAUGUGUACCAUAAGUGUCCUGUAUCUGCUCAUCGGCCUCCAACUUAAGAGGGAGAAGAUGCUUCAAGUAUUAGAAGCUAAAUCCGGUGGAGAUGGAGAUAGUUACCAAAAUGUUAGACUACAGCAAGAAAAAAGCAGAAGGAGACAGGUCACUAAGAUGUUAUUUAUCCUGGUGGUGGUGUUUGGGCUCUGCUGGGCUCCUUUCCACACUGAACGACUGAUGUGGAGCUUUAUUAAUAACUGGACAGGUGAAAUGCAUCAAAUGUUCAGCUUUGUCCAUGUUAUCUCCGGAGUAUUUUUUUAUCUCAGUUCUGCAGUCAACCCAAUCCUGUACAACUUACUCUCUACUCGUUUCCGUGAGAUGUUUAAAGAGGUUAUGUGCCACGGAAGGAAGAAGAGGCUUGGUUCUCGGAGGUCUUCCCCCAGUGUUACACGUGUCACCACACGAAGCACAGUUUGUGAGCAUGUCCCAGGAAAUGGACUUCCCUUCGCUGAGGUGGAUGAAUUUGAUGUAUAUGAAGAAUGUGGACAAAAAUGACAUCUUAUUUUUGAUCUCCUCUAUCCAGAACUGUCAUUUUUAUUUUGCACUGGAUUGUGAACGCUAAUGCAUCUGCUAUCAUUGCAGACUUCUGUUGUACUUACACAGAAAUAUCCAACUCAGUGGAACCACGAAACACGUAACAAAAUGUUUCUCAGAAGACGCAAUGUCUGGUAGUAUAGUGGUCAAGACCACUUCCUUUGACUACUGCAUAGAAUAAAAAUAGCUUUUUAUGACAAGAGAACUGUGUAGGUUACUCCACACUGUCUUCUAAAAAUUACAAGAAACUUAUAGCUGAUCAGGGAUGUUAUAUAUAGAAAUAGGGGGAUCGGAGACCUUAGAUUUAUCACUUAUUCACUACAGUGCUGUCCCUACAACCUGCUCUGUCUCACAAUAGAAUGUAAUAAGAAGUGGAAUAGGCUGGGGCCUGCAUUCCAGAAACAGAAACAAGACAGGUUAAUAAUGUGUAUGCACUGCAACCUCUCACGUAGCCAAUAAUUUACUCAAUUAUAGCCUCAUAUAAGUAAAACAAGAUGACAAGAUUGUAUGGUAUGAAAUAGAAGAAUUUCUUAUUAAAGAGCCACUGAACCUAAAAUAAUGAAGUUCUAUAAAAAUAAUGAAAAGGAAACAUUUCUAUAUAUAAAAGACAAAAUUGUUUCUAAUAAACUUCUUGAAUGUAUAUA